Chrysochloris asiatica (Cape golden mole) is the source of this 1764-nucleotide messenger RNA. RefSeq lists its product as uncharacterized. The transcript has 14 exons. Bases 1 to 1764 code for a protein of 587 amino acids. Lineage: Eukaryota; Metazoa; Chordata; Mammalia; Afrosoricida; Chrysochloridae. The record is from RefSeq and is a predicted model, not a curated record.
AUGAACUCACUGACCCACUCAGUGCCCCGCAUCGGCUCCCAGGACGCUGCCCCUGUGGGGCCCACGUCUUUUGAGUUCCUGUUGCCCCAGGACUCGCCCAUCACCAUCUCACCCUCAGUGGGGACAGUGCUGCCAGGAAAGAGGUGUCUGGUGCAGGUGGCCUUCCAGCCUGUUCUGCCCGAGGAGCUGGUGCACCAGAAAGCCCUCCAGACAAUGAGCAAGCAGUCUGGGGUCAAACUGUUCCGCAAGAACACAAUCAUUCUGAUGAAGGACUUUAGAAGGCAGUCCAGCAGCCACACGCGACAGCAGAAUCGAGAUCGACAGUUCCGGAAUUCCAGCCCCCCGAGCCAAGAGCUGCACAAGCAGGACUUCAAGGCCAGUUCUGAAGAGCUCCAGGCUGCCCGAGCUGCCCUGGCCAGAACUUUUGAGGGGAAGUUUGACACAUUUGUGAUUCCCUGUGUUGUUGCCAGUGGGGAUAUCAAGGACAAAAAGGAAACAGAGUCCAUGAGCUUCAGUCCCCACAACACCCUGUACCUGGAGCUGUGGUGUCCAACAGUGGCACCGUCUAUUGUGGUGGCUUCUGACAAAGGCAAGACUGUCUUUAACUUCGGAGAGGUGGCUGUUGGGCACCGAGGCAUAAAGAAGAUCUCCAUUCAGAACAUCUCCCCUGAGGACCUGACUGUGGAGUUCUCGGUACUGAACCCCAGCGGCCCCUUCGCUGUGUUGAAACCCUUCUACAAGUUGCCUGCAGGCGAGACCCAGGCCCUGGGACUGUCCUUCUUACCCCGAGAAAGCAUCGUGGCCCAGGAGACAUUGGACAUCAUCACCAAGAGGGGCAAGCUUACACUCACCCUCCUGGGCACUGGUGUCGCUUCUGUGAUCGUCUGCUCCAUCGAAGGGGAUGUCCUCAACAUGGGCUAUGUGAUAGCCAGGGAGUCUGGCUCCUCCACCUUCAAGCUGCAGAACCACUCCACGCUCCCCAUCAAGUUCUCCAUGAGGCUGGACAGCCUGGCCUGCACGCGGAGGGAAGACCGGCAACAGCUGCCGCAGUUCCUCGUCUCCCAGGUCCAGAGGACCAACGUGGUCGGCACGCAGAACCUGAACGGGCAGAGCGUGUUCAGUGUGCUCCCGGUCGAGGGUUUCAUCGAUCCCGGAAGGGCGCAGGACUUCACCGUGACCUUCAGCCCGGACCACGAGAGCCUGUACUUCUCUGACCGGCUUCAAGUGGUACUCUUUGACAAGACAGUCUCCCAUCAGAUCCUCCUGAAGGGGGCGGCCCGCGAGCACAUGAUGUUCGUGGAGGGCGGGGACCCUCUGGAUGUGCCGGUGGAGUCCCUGAUUGUGAUUCCCGCCUUUGACCCGGAGCACAGAGAGGCAAGACCUUCUCCCUCUGCAGAGGCUGAGGAAGUGAAGUCCAUCCUGGUGACUCUGGAGUACUUGCAGCUGGAAACCGACAUCCCAGCCCCCCCUGCCACCCGGGAACUGCAGGUGGGAUGCAUCCGAACCUCCCAGCUGUCUCUGAAGAAGAGCGUGGAAUUCAGCCUAGACAAUGUCUCAGCCCUGCAGCACAAGGGCUUCACGGUGGAACCUUCACGGGGCUUGGUGGAGAGAGGCCAGACCAAGACAAUCAGCAUCUCAUGGAUGCCCACUGCAGACUUCAACCCAGAGCAUCCACUCAUGGUGUCAGCCCUGCUGCUGCUCAAAGGAGACGUGAAGGAAACCUACAAGAUCCUGUUGGUAGCCCAGGUGGUAACUGGCCCCUGA